Molecule: messenger RNA, 4422 nt
Organism: Varanus komodoensis (Komodo dragon)
Lineage: Eukaryota; Metazoa; Chordata; Lepidosauria; Squamata; Varanidae
Exons: 7
Coding region: 596-4291 (1231 amino acids)
Biological process (GO): regulation of transcription by RNA polymerase II
Molecular function (GO): DNA-binding transcription factor activity, RNA polymerase II-specific; RNA polymerase II cis-regulatory region sequence-specific DNA binding
Source: RefSeq, a predicted model, not a curated record
UGCCCAUUGUUUCCCUGCAGCGAGCUCUUUCGGGGGCGCGUGGUUCAUAAAUUAGCCCCGGGAUCGUGGCGCGUGGCCUGUCGCCCGUCGCAAGGCGCAGGAGAGGGGGACGGGUCUCUGCCCCCAGGAGCUUACAGUCUGGCUUGAGACACAAAGGCGGAAGGGGAAGGAAGGGACGGGGGGAUUGAGCGUUUUGUCCCUUUAUGACUCUUCGGCUGUUGGGUGGUAUAGAAAAAGAGAUGAGUGAAAAUACAGCCAUGCAUACAAUGUCGGUUAUGCAGACUUAGAGGGCGGUUCCGGGCACGUCUGCUCGGAAGUAAGCCCCGCUCAGGCCGGUGGGGUGUAUUGCCAGGGAGAAAAAAUGCCUCUGGCUGUAUGGGAAGAGCAAACUGUUUCUUCAUGACCUGAAUUUCUCAAGAAAGAGCACCUGCAGGAUUAUUAUUAUUUUUUUUAAGAAGAAUUAACUGAGGAAGACAGGAUUCCUGCAGAAUGGCCCACUUCAUAGUAAUGUAAUUCCAGGGCCUGAAGACAGCUAGUCAGCCAUUUUUUCUUCCUUAGCAGCGGAAGGCCCAAAUUGUCCAUCGUCGGAGACAAAAUGGCUGCCGAGCAGGGAGAGCCCUCGGCCCUGGACCUUCAGUUUCGUGCCGGGCUCGAGCAUGGGAUGAAGACAGCGCUGAAGGUGGAAGAUGCAGGGCCUGCAGACCUGAAGCGGGAGACAGACCUGGAAGGCCUGAGAGAAGGACCGAAAGAUGCCCGGAUGGGGGCGGAUGGGCCAAGUCUGGCCUGGAGGGGCCUGCCACACAUUAAGCAGGAGCCGGAGGACGGGCCGUCGUCGCAGCGCUGGGAGGCCCAGUGGCAGGAGUUCCUGGGGGGCGUGCAGGCCCCUCGCUCGGGGUGGGGGGCCCGGCCAGUGCCGGACGCUGCAUCGUGGGGAGAAAUGAAGUCCCCCAUGGCCCAUUUUGAGGGGGUGGCGGCGGCAGCCGGCCAGCAACCCCCGGAAGGGCAGUUUCUUCAGCCGCUGCCCACGGGCUUUGAGGGGAUGGCGCAAGCAGCUGACCGAGAGCAGAGGAAAGUGAAGGAGGAGAUGGACCAUGAUGCUGGGAUGGGGGCAGAGCCGCCCUGCCGCCGCUUCCGGCAGUUUCUCUACCAGGAGGCCGAGGGGCCCCGUGAGGUUUGCAGCCACCUGUGGGAGCUUUGCCGGCAGUGGCUGAAGCCAGAGCGGCACACCAAGGAGCAGAUGCUGGAGCUGGUGAUCCUGGAGCAGUUCCUGGCUGUCCUGCCCUCGGAGAUGGAGAACUGGGUGAGGGGGUGCCACCCCCACACCUGCGCCCAGGCAGUGGCCCUGGCAGAGGAUUUCCUGCUGAGGCACCAAGAGGACGGGAGGCAGGAACAGAAAGGUCCAGGGAUGUUCCAUGUGGUGACCGUGAAUUUCCCUGACACCGAACGGGCCUCAUCGGGGAAUGCACAAGGGCCACUUGGCAGGCCGGUCAAGGAAGAAGUCAAUGAGGAUGGCCACUCUAUGGCAGAUGGUGGGCCAGUGAGGUCAAGUGAUGAAGCCCUUGUGUGGAGAGAUCCUCCAGGAACAGAAUCGCAUGGGUCGUCGUCGCUGGAACAAGCAGAAACUGUUGGCGGGUUCAGUGAGGCAAGAGAGAGCUAUGUGAGUUGUGACAAACCAAAGGGAACACAGAAAAAUGGUCCAGAAGGGACAGAAGGAAACCCUCCAGGAGGGAAGCCAUCUCUGUGCUCCAAUUGUGGGGGAAGCUUCAAUCCCAGCUCGGGUCUCCUCGGGCCAGAAGGAUUCCCUCUGGGAAUGAACCCGUACAAAUGCUCCGUGUGCGACAAGAGCUUUGGCCAGGUUGCCAAGCUCAUUGCACACGAGCGGCUCCACACAGGAGACUGGCCGUACAAAUGCUCUUUCUGCGGGAAGAGCUUCAACCGGAGCUCGGAUGUCUCCCGUCACGAAAGGAUCCACACAGGCGAGAAGCCCUUCAAAUGUACCACCUGUGAGAAAUGCUUCAGCCAGAGGUCUAAGCUGAUCGUCCACGAGAGGUUCCACACGGGGGACAAGCCCCACACUUGCUCUUACUGUGGGAGGAGCUUCCAUCAGAGGUCCGACCUGGUGAAACACGAGCGUAUCCACACAGGGGAGAAGCCAUACAAGUGCUCUGAUUGCGGCGGCAGCUUCCACCGGAGCUCGGAUCUCGUCAAACACAAGUGGAUCCACACAGGGGAAAGGCCCUACAAGUGUUCCACUUGUGAGAAGAGCUUCCGGCAGCGCUCGGCUCUCCUGUACCAUGAAAGGACCCACACGGGGGAGAAACCCUAUACCUGUACUGCCUGUGGAAAAGGCUUUAGCUGCAAGGCACAUCUUGUGCUCCACAAGAGAACCCACACUGGGGAGAAGCCGUACAAGUGCAACUUCUGUGGGAAAAGCUUCACCACCAGCUCAUACUUUGUGAAACACCAGCGGAUGCACUUGGGGCAAGAAACGCUGCCGGUUCUCUGUUCUGGGCUGGAGCAAAGGAGGGGUGCGAAGCCAAAGAUGAAGAUGGAGGAGCAGGGGUUGGCAGCCUCCGGCCCGGAGGCGGUGUCAGCGAUAGCAGGAGCACCCCCUCCUGGCCUUCACGUGGGGUCCGCCCGGCAGAGCCCGCGGGCGACAGAACCGCAGCGUGUUAAGCAGGAGCCCAAGGACAGCCUGUCGCUGCAGUGCUGGGAGGCACAGUGGCAAGACUUCCUCAAGGCGGUGCAGUGCCCUGAGAAGGAAUGGGGAAGCCCGCGGCUUCCAGAGCCCGAGGCCUCCACCGUUCGCCCCUCCAGAGCCGCUGGCUCGGAGAGACAGCGCCAGAACUUCCGGGAGUUCCGCUACCAGGAAGCCUCCAGCCCGCAGGAGGUCUGCCGCCGUCUCCGGGAGCUUUGCCACUGCUGGCUGAAGCCGGAGAGGCACGCCAAGGAGCAGAUCCUGGAGCUGGUGAUCCUGGAGCAGUUCCUGGCUGUCCUGCCCUUGGAGAUGGAGAGCUGGGUGAGGGCACACAGCCCAGAGACCUGCGCCCAGGCAGUGGCCCUGGCUGAGAAUUUCCUGCAGGAACAGCGAGGAGCCAGGAGGCCAGGAGAGCAGGGAUCGCGGGGGCCGUGCUGGAAGGAGGAUGCUGCAGAAGGUGGGGCUGUGCCGAACCUGCUUGCCCAGGGGGAGGUCAAGCAAGAGGGUGGCAGGACCACCAGCUUGUCCGGAGCUGGUGAACAGCAGGGUGAGAAAGGUAAGGAACCACAUGGGGUCUCAAAGGAAGGAACAGAGCACCAGAUUCUUGAGGAAAAUGAUAAUGUGGACAGACCAAAACAGCAGGAGGGAAGUGAGAUGGAGGAAUGGAAGAAUACGUUGAUUGCUUACCGAGGUGAUCAUUUCCAUGCAGUCAUCGCGCAGCAAAGAAUCCCCAGUCGGAAAAGGAGUAAUAAAUGUACAGUGUGCAGGAAAGUUUUCAGAGAUGAAUCAUACCUUAAUAAGCAUCAGAGAACCCACACAGGGGAGAAACCUUACAAAUGCCCAGACUGUGGAAAGAGCUUCCGUUGGAGCUGUGACAUGCAUAGACACCAGAGAACACACACUGGAGAAAAACCAUAUAAAUGCUUGGACUGUGGAAAAAGUUUUCAUCGGAGUUUCAACCUUCAUAGGCACUGCAGAACCCACACUGGGGAGAAACUGUAUGGAUGCUCAGACUGUGGGAAGAGUUUCCGUUGUAGCUCAAGCCUGAUAUGUCAUAAGCGAACCCACACAGGAGAGAAACCCUAUGAAUGUUUGGACUGUGGGAAGAGAUUUCGGCUGAGCUCAAAUCUUAUUAGUCACAAGAGAACCCACACUGGAGAGAAACCCUAUGAAUGCCCAGAUUGUGAGAAAUGCUUUCGUCGAAGCUCGCACCUUAAUACCCACAAGAGAAUCCACACAGGACAGAAACCAUAUAAAUGCUCAAAUUGUCCCAAAACCUUUUCUGAUCAAUCCAACCUUCUUAGUCACCUGAGAAUACACACUGGACAGAAGCCAUAUACAUGUUCAGACUGUACCAAAACCUUCUCCAAUAAAUCCAACCUCCUUAGCCAUCAGAGAAUCCACUCAGGAGAGAAACCCUAUGAAUGCCUAGACUGUGGGAAAAGCUUCAGUGUGUGCCAGUAUCUAACUAGACAUCAGAGAAGACACACAACAGAAAAACUGUAUGAGUGCUCAGACUGUGGGAAAAGGUUCAGUCAGAGCCAGUACCUUAUUCGACAUCAAAAACAUUCUCACAGGAGAAAAACUACGUGAACCAGACCUUUUACUAGAGCUUGCACUUAAGUGCUGUAGAAAGGCAGGUGCAAAAUGAAAACCAGGGGUGCAGAGCCUCAGGCUUGGGAGCGAGAUCUGCCUUCUCAGGGUCCCCAGAAGGUCACAGCUCU